AUGAUGGAUUGGGUAUGGUGGGUCUGCUCGAUGUCAAAUACUAUCACGAACGUUAUUGGAGUCACUGCUAAUGCGUUUAUGAUCUUGGUAAUUCUGAAGAAAACUCCGCCACAGCUGGCCACUUAUUCAGUUAUUUUUCUCAACACUGCACUCUGCGAUUUGUUCGCCUGUUUUACUGCUCUCUUAGCGUGGCAAAGAGUUAUUCCUACAGCAGUCGGUCUGUACUACAUUUCCAAUGGACCGUGUACAUAUUUUGGACAGUCAGUUUGCUAUGCCAUAAAUGGUGUCAUGAUUCAUUUACUCUCUCAUGCUGCAUGGAGUAUUUUGUUUUCGUCGGCUUAUCGUUUUUACGUCCUUAAUCAUCCUCCACCGAAGCGAAGCAGUCUCGCAAUUGUUAUUACUCUAAUGAUGAUGGAUUGGGUAUGGUGGCUCAGCUUGAUGUCGAAUACCGUCACAAACGUAGUUGGAGUCGCUGUCAAUUCUUUUAUGAUUUUCGUAAUCCUGAACAAAACUCCGCCACAGUUGGCCACUUACUCAAUUAUUUUUCUCAACACUGUAUUUUGCGAUUUGUUCGCCUGUUUUACUGCUCUUUUAGUGAGGCAGAGGGCUAUUCCUGCUACUGUCGGUGUGUACUACAUUUUUUAUGGACCGUGUACAUAUUUUGGACCGUCCACAUGCUACUUCAUAAAUGGUGUGAUGGUACAUUUCUUCUGUCAUGCUGUAUGGGGUAUUUUGUUUUCAUCUGCUUAUCGUUAUUACAUCGUUAAUCAUCCUCCACCAAAACGAAGCAGUAUCGCUGUUGUGUUGUUCUCACUCUGCGAAAGCGAUAGCGAGCAGAUUAAGCUGAUGAUCGAAGAGAAAUAUGGAUACAAUGUCAGCUCAGAAUGCGUCAGUGGACAUCUUGGACUUGACUGGAAAAACCGUUAUAUUUCUGCUCAUUUGAUCGUAUCAGUUCCUAUAACGUUCUGUGGUGUACUCAUAUUUGGAAAGCUAACAACAUCAUCGUUAAACAUCGCUGAGCCUGUACCGGCCUUGAAUCCUUUUAUAUUGCUGUAUGCUAUCAGUCCUUAUCGUUUAUGGGCACAUGGUGCAUUUCGCAGUUUUCGUAAGCGCGAAAUCUCCCAACAAGCAAAAUCAGGCGAAGUUGCUCUGCUAAAAGUAAUCCUAUAG
Molecule: messenger RNA, 1170 nt
Organism: Haemonchus placei
Lineage: Eukaryota; Metazoa; Nematoda; Chromadorea; Rhabditida; Trichostrongylidae
Source: the annotation of a GenBank genome assembly